Staurois parvus is the source of this 375-nucleotide messenger RNA. NCBI's taxonomy places the organism in Eukaryota, Metazoa, Chordata, Amphibia, Anura, Ranidae. The record is from the annotation of a GenBank genome assembly.
AUUGGGCCCCCGGGCAAUAGGGGAUCAUGGGGCCCCUGUGUCCUUGCCCACACUCAAAAAAGCCUAUGAAAAAGGCAUAGCGCCUGUCAAAUGUGACCCAUCCAAGUGAACGGCGCCGCCCUGCAAGUGCAUGCAAUGCACGCAGUUGAGGAACGCUUGCUCAGGGUCCAAGGGGUUAAAGCAGAUGGCCUGGACCAGGGGUGGACUGACAACUCAUGGGGCCCCCGGGCAAUAGGGGAUCAUGGGGCCCCUGUGUCCUUGCCCAAACUCAAAAAAACGUAUGAAAAAGGUACCAGGGGCAUCUCAUGGGGCCCCCUACUGACCCCGGGCCCUGGGGCAGUGCCCGAGUUUCCAAAUGGUCAGUCUGCCCCUGGC